AUGGACGCUGCCUCCGAGUUCGAAGCUAAUGGAUGGUCACCUACGCUGUCUUCCAAUGGACACGCUCCAACGACAUCCUUCACAGCCCGAACCAAUCUGAGUGAAACCCAUGCAAGCAACCAUGUGUUUGAGUAUGAUGAUAACUAUGAUGAUAGCUCGGACGUUCCCUCACUGGCCCGAGCUGUUGAUGGAGAAGAUGAAAACCUAUGGUUGUGUCGAGCGUGUGACAGUGCGGACUGGAGAGUUAGCCCUGGCCAUGGAUGGGCAUGCAUGCGAUGUGGCAAUGAUACCUUCUAUGAUGCCUUCACCUCCACAACCUUCGCUACGAGAACGGGCAGUUGGAUGUUUGUGCCAAAUGCCCCACCUAGCAAUGCUGGCAGCCGUAGAAACCAUGAUGAUCCAGAUGAUGCCUCGCUGCAGGAAGCCUAUGCUGAGUCCGAGACAGUGACAACAGACCCUUCGGUCGACCCAGCCACCUUAUCUCCAAUGAAUAUGUCGAGACGUCAGCGUAGAGCCUUGAAGCGUCGUAAUCCUGGCAAUCCUAAAGUUGCACGAGGUCACAACGUUCCACGAGUUCCCAAAGUGCCUCUUGACCCUAAAGCUCAUCAAGAUCCCAAAGUAUCCCAAGAUCCUAAAGUAUGCGAUAGUUUCACAGUUCCUCAUCACUCAACUGGCUUUCCUAAGGAACCUGCUUUGACCGCCUCACCUGCUCGCGAACUUUUGAACUCCAAAGGUGGCCCGGGCAAGGGCAAAGGCUAUGGCGGCACUGGAAGUGAUGCAAGUUCAAAGCAUGCUGGAUGGCGAGAUGCAAUGCUGCGGGAUCUACAUAGCAUGACUGCGAAGAAUGCUGAGGAGAAGCCCUGGUCCAUUCGAAAGGGGCCAGCACCUGGCUUGAAAUACCGCGGUGGCACACCUCCUGCACCACCGCAAUGGACAUACAACAAAGGAGAUCUCCAAGCAUUUCAGCGCUGGGAACGCAAGUUGAUCGUUUGGAGGCGACAGAUUGCCUCAUAUCUUCCUCCAAACGAAGCUGCAAUGAUGCUCUAUGUCAGUCUGAAAGGAGAAGCUGAAGAAGAGCUUGAACAUGCAAGCUUGGACCGCAUCGACUCUGAGGACGGUGUGGACUACAUCCUCGAGACUUUGAGAGCUCCAUUGAUGGUCAAAGGUAUCUACUUGAAGCGCAAGUUCUUGGACGAGUUUGAGCGUCUGCAACGACGCCAUGGUGAAUCUGUGAAAAGCUUUUGCAACAGGUAUCACCGUGUUGAGCGUUCACUGCAGAGUGUCGGUGUUGACACAAGCAACAUGUAUGAUACCGAGGCUGCAGGAUCUCGUUUGCUGGAUAGACUUCGACUUGGCAUUGAUGCCCAGCGAAUGAUCUUGGUGGCAACAUCUCAGUCUUUGAGAUAUCAGGAUGUCAAGGACGCUGCCGAGAUUCAGUUUCCUGACCAUCGUCCUACGCCUCCAGUGGUCUACACCAGAGACUUUGACAAGGAGGAUAAGCCACAACAGCCCCGAGAUUCGAACAAGCCCAACAGCAACUACCGACCUCCUGCCCAACAAGGCAAAGGCCAACAGAAGGGCAAGCCCAACCAGAACUCUGCCUUUGUCAAAAAGACCUACGUUACCGAGACCGGCGAAAACGCCGACGAUGCCAAGGAUGACACGCAGGAUGACCCUGCAGCCAAUGAUGAGCCCAAUGAAAAUGACGAAGAUGCAGCCGAAGGACAAGAUGAUCCUGAAUAUCAACAAGCAGCUGACGAUGAUGAAGACGGCCAAGAUGGCGAUGUCUUCCAUGAACUUCAAGAAGCAGCCAAUUGCCUGACUGUGACUGCCCGCAGAUUGCAAGGCUUGACACUGGGCCGCAAGUUCACUGGCGGCAAAACAAUCAAGCAGCGCAAGCAAGAGUCGCACUGCUCAGUGUGCGGCGAAAAAGGUCAUUGGAAAGGUGACCCAGAAUGUAGCGCCACUGCAGACUCCAAGGGCAACGACAACAGCCGAGGCAAAACCUAUGGCAAAACGUCAGCUGGAUCCUCCUCUCAGAACAAGCCUCCUGCGAAAAAGGUUUUGCAUGUGCAGCAUGGGGAUGGAAGCCGGCGAUCAGUCACUUUUGAGGAUGAAUCCAAAGAUGUCACCGAAAAGACCUAUGGCACGUUUUUCACAUACAUGGUCACACACCACAUCGCCGACACCCAUCAAGUUUUUGGCAAUUUCAACCCCAAGUUCACCAAAGUGAUGGUUUUGGAUACCGCAUGCCAGAAAUCAUGUUGCAGCACUGCAUGGUUGGAUGGUAAGAAAGCUUCACUAGCAGAGUUCAAGCUUCGAGCGCGCACCAUCCCCAACAGAGAGCCUUUUGAAUUUGGACAUGGACCCACGCAAUACAGUCAUGAACAUGUUCAAAUACCAGUUUGUUUUGAUGAGGUUGAGAAGAACAUGAUGCUGAUUGGUGCAAGUGUUAUUUCAACUACUAACAAUAUUGCCUUCCUCGCCAGCAGCGAUCUCAUGACCAACAAGUUGAAGAUGGUGUUGAACUUGCCAUGCCAGGAAGCCUUCAUCGGGUUGCUCAACACCACCGUGCCCAUCUGUCAGAUUGCAGGCCACUUAGCACUGGACAUUUCAAAGUUUCCGAAGAUGGCCAGCAGUUCGCAGAUGUGGAGACAAUACCAUGAGAUGUGUUUGCAACCCGACCAUGAUCCUGAACUCCUCUAUUUCUCUGCAGAAGGCUCAAGCGAUCAAUUCGAUUCACGACACCGUGAUUCCCAUGAACAAGGGACCACCACCAGCAUGGCUGCAGAACUGGCGAAUGAUGGUUCGCCGAUUCCGACAUGUCGAGAUGUGGAUGGCCACCAUGAUGGUGCAAGCAGUGCGGCUGGGCCUACGACCUCGAAGAUGGAUCCAACACCAAGACCCGUUGGACAUGGAACUCCAAGAGGCCCUGCUGAACAAAGCCACCAAACCAUGUGCUCACGAGAAGAUGCACCGUUAUGGGAAUCGAAGCGGAAGCUUCGCCAAGUGCCUGAUGUGCGAGAAAAAGUGGAAGUGGUCCGAAGACGAAGAUCGAUGGACAGACCUGGUAUCCUCCAAGCGGCAGCCACUGCCAUUGCCUUCAUCUUCAACAGCCUCGAACUUCCUGGACAAAGCUCGACGCCCAGCUUGGGCACUGAUGGCAACUUCUUCGAGUCGUCGGCCGAAACAACGUCGCAGGGCACAGCAACACCUUUGACAACUGCGACAAGACAGCCACGAGGAGCCAGACCAAAGAACUCAAGCAAGAAGAGAUCAACUCCAACCGAGGAAGUGGAGGAGGUGGAGAGCUCGGAGUACGAAUGGGAACAAAUAGGCCAUCUCCGGAGCACGGCCAAGAUCUACGACUUUGAGACAAAGACCUAUGAGGCCCUGCUCACCUAUGCGGAGAAAAUGGCAACUGGUCCCAAGAUUGACCUUUUAGAAGUGUUUGCAGGUUCGGCCAACCUGACAUUCCGUGCUCCCAAGUUCAACCUGAACGCUCUCGAGCCCAUGGACAAGACCAUCAACGUGGACUUGAAAACCGAAGAGGGCCGCAAGUUCCUUUGGCGAGUAGUCAUGAAGUUUCAGCCACUUCUGAUUCACGUUGCCUGGCCCUGCCGCUACUGGUCAUUGUUCAACGAGAACAUGAAUUACAGCCACAGGUUACAGGAACUUGAAGAACUACGCAAUGAUGAGCGGGUCCUUGUUGAUUUAGGAUCCGACCUCAUGCAUCACCAACAUCAGCAAGGACGCCUUUACCUGGGCGAAAAUGUGCAACGCUCUCGCAUUUGGGUUCAACCUUCAGUGGAGUCCGUUGCUGAAUUGCCAGGCAACCUGAUGACCCAAUGCGAUGCUGGCGCAUAUGGCGCCGAAGAUUCACAAGGGUACCCCAUUGUGAAGACCCACCGCUGGACCACAAAUUCUCCAGCGAUUGCCUCAGAACUCUCAAGGAGAAUGACUCCUGAGCAGAAGAUGUAUGCAAAGCCAAUUGAAGGCGCUGAGACAGAACCAAGUGGCCACUAUUGCGAUGGACUGGUCGAUGCGAUCCUUCGUGGACUUCAGAAGGAAGCUCGCAUCAGAGACCCAGCACGUUUUGUAAAAGCCAACAAGGUGUUCUAUGCACACCCCUCCAGUGAUGAGCAGCUUUGGUCACCAAUUUUGGAUGAGUUGGAGCGGCGCUUUGGAAACACCAGCAAAAGGCCCUACAACAUCGCAACCAGUGACCCAAUCUACAGAGAUAUCGAGAAUCUCAUCCCUUGGCAACUUGAGCGAGUUCAGGUCACGUGGACACCAUCAGUCAGAAGGUUUCCCACUGAGUUUGCCUACACUCAUCGUGGCGCUGUGCUCAGACUGGCCAAUGGGAAAAUCUUGAUUGAGCAUGAAGACCUCUCACAGGUCGUCUACCCCAAGCAGAGGUACACUGAUCCCAUGCGACUUGGGAUAUACUUCUUUGGAACGGCCCCACAAGAUGAUGAUGAAGAGCCACCUCCACCACCAGAAGUUCCAGAAGCUGAUGCUCAAGCUCAACAACGAGUUCCAGGCAUCACCACCGACAUCUGGUUUGAAGGUGCCGGUGCCACUCUCAACAAAGAGCUGCAGAAGUCAUUGGCACGACUUCACACCAACAUGGGCCACCCGCCGAAGGAGGAGCUGAUUCGCAUCUUGGCAGCCUCAAACACUUUGUCCUCAAGGGUGUUGACGGGCAUCGAAUGUUUGCGAUGCGGAAGCUGCCUUCGUUUGACAGUUCCAAAGAAGCCACCAGUUUCCUCAACAACAGCCAUAGCAGCAGGUCAGUUUGGAGAUCGCAUUCAAUCUGACAUUGUCUACAUUCGCACUCUCAAUGACAACAACAUAGUGAUUGGCAUGGUGGACGAGUUCACAAACUAUACAGUGGCACACACCUUGGAAGACCGAAGCCCAGCCACUGUUUUGAAGAUGAUGCAACAACUUUGGUACCACCCUCUUGGGCUUCCACACCAUGUCACUGUCGACCCUGACACAGCCUAUCUUGGAGAAUGCGAAGAAUGGCAUCAACGCCAUGGCAUUGAGUAUGAAGUGAUUCCAGCAGAAGAGCACUGGCGAAUUGGCAAGGUGGAGAGACGCAAUACUCUCAUGAGAAGCCUGGUCGAACGACUUGUGGAUCACCAUUCCAUCACCUCCAAGGAAGCUUUGGAUUCAGCGAUCAUUGCGGCGACUUUUUCACUAAAUUGCUAA
Molecule: messenger RNA, 5217 nt
Organism: Cladocopium goreaui
Lineage: Eukaryota; Dinophyceae; Suessiales; Symbiodiniaceae
Source: the annotation of a GenBank genome assembly